Molecule: messenger RNA, 555 nt
Organism: Dioscorea cayenensis subsp. rotundata (Guinea yam)
Lineage: Eukaryota; Viridiplantae; Streptophyta; Magnoliopsida; Dioscoreales; Dioscoreaceae
Exons: 2
Coding region: 1-555 (184 amino acids)
Molecular function (GO): nucleic acid binding
Source: RefSeq, a predicted model, not a curated record
AUGAAUGGGCAAGCUGAAGUCGUCAACUGCUCUCUGGGGACCUUGUUGCGUUUCCUGGUUGGAGAUCAUCCUAAAGGCUGGGACAUGAAAUUGAGUCAGGCAGAGUUUGCUCACAACCAUGCUCCAAACCAUAGUACCGGGUUUAGCCCAUUUCAGGGCAUUCAUAAGAUCAUGUUUGACAACUUGACCACCGCAAAUGCGUGUUAUAAGCAGCAUGCUGACCAGCACCGGCGCCAUAUUGAGUUCGAAGUGGGUGAUUUUGUGUGGACCGUGAUGCCCAAGGAGCAGCGUUUUUCAGUUGGGGAUUAUAAUAAGCUUAAAGCUAAAAAGAUUGGGUCAGUCGAGAUCAUUGAGAAGCUCAACCCGAAUGCCUACCAGUGGCAGCUCAAGAAGGCUAGUGACUGGCAUUCGUGCGCUGAUCAACAGUUUCAAGAUUAUCGCUGCAUUAUUUCGCCCCUUGGGUCCGAUGAACCUCAUCUCAAAUACAUUGAAUCCGUCCCCGCCCCCAACCAUACCGAUGUGCCCCCUUAUUUUCUUAUUGUGGUUUAUUUGUGA